AUGAUUCAAAUAAAAUCUUCGGCUUGUUUGAUACUAGCAAUCUCGCUAUUUGUCACCUCCACUUUGGGUAGUAGCUACAGUCAUCCUAAAUUCAAGCGAAGCAUUACUGGUGCUAAUGUAGCUGCCCGCAAGUAUAUUGUUGAAUUGGUUCAAGCUCCCAACGUUACCGUGGAAUCAUUUAUUGAUUUCACUAAUUCUCAUUCGGAUAAUGUACACAUCCAACGUACCAUCUCUCACGAAUUUUUGAAUGCUGUUUCAAUUGGCAUCAUGGAAGAUAGUAUCGAGAAAGAGCAUGCUACCUUGAAGCUGAUUCUGGAUCAUAUGAAUGUCCAAUCUGUCUCUCCUAUCCAAAUUUACAAGUCUAGUACAAUUGAUUCUAGCAAGAGCCAAUUAUCUGCACAUGACGUGGAUCUCAUGUCCCCUCAUCGUUUUUCACAAGUAGAAAGAGUUCAUAGCGAGCUUAAAUUAAGAGGCGAAGGUAUUUUUAUUGGUAUCAUUGAUACAGGUGUUGAUUACAUGCAUCCAGCAUUAGGCGGAGGCUUUGGUCCUGGGUUUAAGAUUGAAGCUGGUUGUGAUCUUGUCGGAGAUGACUAUUCUUCAAGUAAUGUCACCUCAGUUCCUCAAGAGGGUCCUACACCACUUGAACAAUGCCCUGAGGGUUCCGGAGCUACUGGCCAUGGCACCCAUGUUACCGGUAUCAUUGGUGGUUACGAUCCUUUAACUAACUUUACAGGUGUUGCACCAGGAGCAAGAUUAGGCCAUUGGAGGGUUGGUAGUUGCACGGAUGAUAUGCCAUCGGAUGCUAUCAUAAAAGCCAUGACAUUGGCUCAUAAAGCCGGUGUUCAUAUCCUUAGUAUGAGUCUUGGAUCAUCUCAACCAUGGGCUGCACCUGGAACAAUUGAAAGCAAAUUGGUAAAAGACAUUGUUGACAGCGGUAUCAGUGUGAUUGUUGCUGCUGGUAAUGAGGGAGAUCAAGGUGCUUACACUGUUGGCCAUCCCGCUACUGCCCCAGGUUCGUUUUCAGUUGCUUCUGUUAAUAAUGAAUAUGAUUACUUCGAUUGUUCUUUCAGUGCUCAAGGAAUUUCUACUCGUAUCCCCUGUAAUUUACCCGCAAAUGAAACUACUAAUGCAAAGGAUACAAGACCUUUGAUCAAUGGUAUUGUUACGCUUCCCGGUAAAGAUGUCGACCAUGCCUGUGAGGCCAUUGAUUUGAACAUAAAAGGGAAAGUCGUAAUGCUUGGUUUUGCUGACUGUGAGCUUGAAGUACAAAUGAAGAAUAUUUACGAUGCUGGUGCUGUUGGAGCUAUCGUAUAUGGACCUACCGAAAAGAGCUAUCUAUCAGGAAUUGCAAUGAGUUCCUACCUUCCAUUUGUAUUUAUUUCGUACAGUAAUGCCAUUGAAAUUCUCAAAGGCAUAAAAACCAACACAAUGAUUAAGUUCUCGAGAGACCUUCCUUCGUACUUAUUUAAAAAUGAAAAGUAUGCAACAACAGCUUCUUAUUUUACCUCCGUCGGGCCUACCGCUGAUUUGGACAUGAACCCUCAUAUUGCUGCUGUUGGACAAGCUUUUUACUCCACAAUUCCUGUGAACCGAGGAUCUUACGAAUUUAAGCAAGGCACAUCAAUGGCUUGUCCAUAUGUAGCUGGAUCGGUUGCAUUGUUUAUUCAGCAAAACGGUGUUGGUAAGACAUCACCCCAGGUUGUCUAUGAAAAGUUCCAAAAUUAUGCGUUUCAACCAAAUGUCUAUAACAGAACCAGUGGUUUCCUUGAUAAUCCCCUUCGUUCUGGUGCUGGUGCCGUUCAAGUUUACGAUACCAUUACACAAGCUGCUCAUGUUACGCCUGGUCAAAUCAGUUUCCGUGAUUCUUCUUCUACAACUGACAAGACCCAGACACUCACAAUUACAAAUCAUGGUUCGGAAGCCGUUACAUAUAGACUUUACAACAAUGCAUCUGUAGCUAUUGCACCUUAUGAUAGAAUCAACUCUGGUUAUAAACUGUUGGCACCUGCUCCCAAUGUAAAUGAGGCUGCCCAAAUUGAUUUCUCUGUUUCCGAGCUCCAUUUAGACCCUGGCCAAAGCGGGUCUGUUAGUGUCACUGUUCACCCACCUAAGACAGACUCUCUUGACCAUAUAAUGUAUGGUGGAUACAUUCAGUUAUACCCCAGCAUCGUAAGUGCCAAAGCUUUGCAUGUUCCUUAUUUUGGUAUUGUCGGUCGUCAAAAUGAUAUUCCCAUAUUUCAAGUCAACAGCGAGGAUUUUAUAGUAGCAUUGGAAAGCGACCCAGAUGUAACUUAUAACAUUACAGAUACUAUAGUACUCAAGGAUAGCUCGUGGUCGGUUGGCGUGAAGUAUAUGGUUUUGGCUCCUACUAUGGUGAUUAAAUUCGAGCUUUUAAUGGGUCAAAAAGUCCUGGGACAGGCUUCUCCAAUCCAUAGAUAUAACGGUGUAACAGUGCCAGGUACUCCUGAAGAGUUAUUCUGGAGUGGCGAAUAUUUUAAUGCUCCUUUUGAUCUUUCCUCAAAAGCAGGUAUUACAGAAGAAGCUUCAAACGCAAUUGAAAAGUUUAAAGUAUCCAAGGGAACAUAUCACAUCCGUGUAAGUGCUCUGAAGUUAUUAGGCGAUAUGGAUAACGUUGACGACUGGGAUACGUUUACAAUCGGUCCCCUUAUUGUAAAAUAA
Molecule: messenger RNA, 2679 nt
Organism: Mucor mucedo
Lineage: Eukaryota; Fungi; Mucoromycota; Mucoromycetes; Mucorales; Mucoraceae
Product: peptidase S8/S53 domain-containing protein
Exons: 7
Coding region: 1-2679 (892 amino acids)
Biological process (GO): proteolysis
Cellular component (GO): cell wall; membrane
Molecular function (GO): serine-type endopeptidase activity
Source: RefSeq, a predicted model, not a curated record